Molecule: messenger RNA, 1021 nt
Organism: Chaetura pelagica (chimney swift)
Lineage: Eukaryota; Metazoa; Chordata; Aves; Apodiformes; Apodidae
Exons: 6
Source: RefSeq, a predicted model, not a curated record
CGGGAGCCCUGGUGGAACGUGGACGGACCCCCCCCCGGGCCAGCCGUGACCAUCAAGAACAGGCAGGAUUGCUGCUGGCAGCGCCUGCGGGGGGCCCAGGUCCACGUGGGGGACGCGCCGGGCGAGCGGGGCCGGGACAACCCCAUCUGUGGGGUGGUGACGGACGCGGGUCCCGGGUCGCUCAGCACCAUCUGCUGCCAGGGCUUGGUGGGACGUUACGUGUCCGUGCUGAUCCCCGGGCGGGAGGACGUUCUGGUGCUGUGCGAGGUGGAGGUGGCACUUCAGGGAUGCUUCCCAUUGCCCGGAGCCCCCAACGCGGCGCUGGGUCGCGCCGUGGCCCAAUCGUCCACCCUGGACUCCAGCAGCUUGGCUGCCAACGCCGUGGACGGGAACGACGACCCCGACUGGGGACACGGGUCCUGUUCCCACACUGGGAAGGAGCUGGAACCCUGGUGGAGGGUGGACCUGGGAGGCCGACACGCCGUCUACGCCGUCACCGUCACCACCAGCAGUGACUGCUGCUGGAAGAGCCUCCUGGGUGCCCAGGUCCACGUUGGGGAUUCCUUGGCUGACCACGGCAAACGCAACCCCGUCUGUGGUGCCAUUUUGGACACCGGUCCCGGCUCCACCACCACCAUCUGCUGCAACGGGCUGCCGGGUCGUUACGUGUCCAUCCUCAUCCCCGGCCGGGAGGAGUUCCUCACCCUCUGCGAGGUGCAGAACUUGGCCCUGCGGCGCCCGGCGUCACAAUCCUCCACCUCGGGACGUUCCGGCGACGCCAUCAACGCCGUGGAUGGGAACAGGGAUGGGAAUUGGCUGCACGGCUCCUGUUCCCAGACGGAGCUGGAACGGGAGCCCUGCUGUGGGACCAUCACGGACACGGGCCCCGGCUCCACCAGCACCAUCUGCUGCCGGGGGCAGCGCGGGCGCUACUUGACCCUGUGGGUGCCGGGGCGGCAGGAGCAGCUGAGCCUCUGCCAGGGGGAGGUGGUGGAACUGGGCUGCUCGGCACCCCACGGGG